GUCGAAGUCAUCCGAGUCACGGAUCUGACCCCGGGAAUGCGACCGGUCACGUUGGGCGGCAAACAACUCGGUGAGUUUACCUCGGCGAAUGGCUUUUCGCAGCCGGCCUUCACAUCAAUUGGGUUCGACGAUCACGUCCGACUGGUCUUUCCUUACCCUGGCCACGCCGAACCAGUGCUGCCCAUGCAGGCGGGCGAACUCGAUGUCGACUUCGUAAAGCACGGCAUCGGCACCACAUGGGCAUACCGUGCGCAACCCGGAGACCGAAUCCAUUUUUACGGCCCAAAUUCAUCCAGCACGCUCGUGCACGAUGCGGAUUGGAUGUUGAUUGCUGGUGACGAAACCGCCAUUCCCGCAAUUGCACGUCUGCUUGAGGAACUUCCUGAGGACGCCCCGGCCAAGGUAUUCCUCGAGAUAGCCGAUCCGCCCCACAGGCUCGAACUGCGGAGCCUGCCGAAUGUCGAGGUAGUUUGGCUGACCCGCGACAAUGCCAAGGACGAUACGCUCACGGUUCUUCGAGAUGCAGUUCGCAACAGCAUCUGGUGGGAGGGACGGGUUUUCGCAUGGCUGGCCGGGGAGCAUUCCGCCGUGCGCGACCUUCGCCGUCACCUUAUCGAGGAGCGCGGGCUUUCUAAGGAGAAUGUCGAGUCCUCCGGUUACUGGCGGCGUGGCGAGGUGGUUGCACUUGAGACGGACGGAGCGGUCCCUGACCCCGAAAAGUCGAAAACCCCAUUCGAGACGCUCCAUGACCUGACCGAACUGGUCCGGCCGAUCGCGAUCCGCACUGCAGUCGAGUUGGGCAUUCCGGAACUGAUCUCCCGCGGUAUCACCAGUGCCGCAGAACUGGCGGAGAGAACCAGGUGCGACGAGCGGGCCUUGAGCAAAUUGCUGCGCUACCUGCAGACUGUGGACAUCCUGACCAAAACCGAGUCCAGCCACUACACCCUGACGAAGGUGGGUGAAGUCCUGACAAACGAUUUCGUCGCCGACACGCUUCACCCCUCAGGGGUAGCGGGUCGCGAACUGCUCGGUAUCUUUGGGCUCACGGAAUCAAUCCGCACCGGUCAGCCUUCCUAUCGUUCGGUCACGGGUCAGACGUUCGCGCAGGUGCGUACCGAACAGGACUAUGAGGACAGGUACCUGGAAAGACUGGCGAAAUUUCAGCCCGCGCUGGCCGUUCCAAUCGCCACUUCCGAUCUGCUCGCCGGGGUAAGGCACCUGGUAAUCCAUUCCGGUGGCGCAGGCGCCCAGGCCCGCGAGUUCUUGGCCGUCCACCAGGACCUGCGGAUAACGAUCUGUGCCUUGCCCGCCCAGGCCGACUGGCUGCGUCGCGACCUGCCAGAGAGUAUCCCAGACGAUCAGCAACACGCGCGGGUGAGCGUGUUCGAGAUCGCCACGCGGUGGGUGUAG
Messenger RNA from Symbiodinium necroappetens, 1410 nucleotides. Lineage: Eukaryota; Dinophyceae; Suessiales; Symbiodiniaceae. The record is from the annotation of a GenBank genome assembly.